Anopheles coluzzii is the source of this 3928-nucleotide messenger RNA. RefSeq names its product basic helix-loop-helix neural transcription factor TAP (gene tap). NCBI's taxonomy places the organism in Eukaryota, Metazoa, Arthropoda, Insecta, Diptera, Culicidae. The coding region runs from base 973 to 2367 and encodes 464 amino acids. The record is from RefSeq and is a predicted model, not a curated record. Gene Ontology annotation, molecular function: protein dimerization activity. The transcript has a single exon.
UAACGCAUUACUCCUUACGCUCAAGGACGCAGCAGCAGCCCACACACCCCACCGGCACUGACCUGUACCAGCGGCCAUGUCACGCGUGGAACAAUUGAAUACUACUGAAACAAGUGAACGAGGGGUUGCUGGCACUUCCCUUUCAUUUCCAUCCACCCUGGGCCAAGGAAAAAAGGGCAAGGAAAAAGGUAGGAAAGCGCUACACUACACUCCUAACGAGCACGAGUUUCCCUACACAGACGCAGAAAAGUGCGGCAGCCACAAGAGAGAGAGAGAGAAGGAGCGACAUAACGCUACUGGGCAUGAGUGUGUGCAAAAACGAGACACCCAACUGUGCGAGGGAAAGGCAGCAAAAUCCCGAGGGGGGAAAAACAAACGCCACUGAUAGGACGCACACUUCGAACGCGGGUGCACACCGGGCCUGCCUGUCUAGAAAACGGGCUCGGAAAAGGGAUCGGAAAGUGUGCGCACACCGAACGGGGCGGGAAAGGGAAAACGGUGGCAAAGCGUGAGCGAGAAAGGGAGAACGAAAGCGAGUCCUUUUUUUUUUGGUUUGCUGCCGGUGCCGGUUGGUGGUGUUAUAAAACUUUUCAACCCUGCCAGCCGGACGCGUAUUUGGUGUUCGUUACCGGUAGCGUACGGAACGGUGCGCGGAGCGCGUGUGUGUAUUUUUAGGUUUUCCACUCGAAGCUUACAGUUUGAAGAGUUUUCCCCGGGGCGCACCAAAGAAUGCGUCAGUCGGUGAGGAUAGUGUAAAUGACGAAUGAAGAAUAGUAAGCGAGCGUGUGCGCUUAUUUUGUGUGUGUGAUUGUGAAAGAGUGUUAGUAAAUAGAGUAAGCAACACUAAUUGUAGUGCCUAACAGUGACAUUAUGACCGUAUGAUCGUAGCCGUACAAAGUGUGUUCUCAGAGUGUCAGAGGUCCUUGUCGUGCUGUGUUCUAUCCUCGAAGAAGCUGUGCCCCACCGUACAGUAUGUCCUCGUACUGUGGGUUUGACGAUCGUUCGUUUGAAGACUUCGACGACUACACGUCGGAGGACAGUGGGUUCGAGAAGAGCUACGAAUCGUGCGCGGGAGACCUUUCGUUUGCCGGCUGUCUGCAGCCGGCACCGCGCAAGCUAAACUUCGAGCAUGUUGCCAUCGCGCCGCAGGUCGUCCCGGCUCCACCAGUGGGAGUGCCGCUAGAUAUGCUGCUCCCGGACCAGGACACGCUACCGCCAGCGAAAAAGCGUGGCCGACAGUCGCUCCGCGACAAGGCGACGAUGGCAGCCGGCAACAAACAGGACGCUGCCGGAUCGUUCUGUCCGUCGCUUGGCGUACAAACUUCCACCCCAGUGAAACCGGCCCCCGGCGGUGCGGAGGGCGAGAUGGAGCAAAAACCGAAGCGCAAGUACGCCAUGGGCAAGAGCCGCAUCACGCGCAACCGCAGCCCCACGCAGGUGAUGCGCAUCAAGCGGGUUCGUCGGCUGAAGGCGAACGAUCGCGAACGGAACCGGAUGCACACGCUGAACGAAGCGCUCGAGCGGUUGCGGCUAACGCUGCCCACCUUCCCGGAGGACACCAAGCUGACCAAGAUCGAGACGCUGCGGUUUGCGUACAACUACAUCUUCUCGCUGGUGCAGCUGCUCGAUCUCGACGGCUCGAUACAGCUCGACCUGGAGAAGCUGCAGAGUUUGACGCUGAGCGGGGAGCGCAUCAAUAAGGAGCUGUUUGACGCGAUGUUCAUUAACCCACCGCCGGCUGGGCAGCACCAUCACUGGGGAGCGGCCUUUACGGCGGGAGAUUUCUACAGCAGCAUGCAGCAGUACGGUGCGGUCGUUGGAGGGACCGCCCCUGGGGAGAUGGGAUUGCCGUCGGCAACGCCUCAGGCGGGACAGUUUUCCAAGCAAAACUACAACCUAUUCCGUGGUGCCUUCGAUGCGGCCUGCACCGUACGGUCGCCAGCAGUGGGACAGCAGACGGGGCCGUACCCAGCCGACCCAUAUCCUCACCAGCAGCAAGCCCGCGGGCAGCCAGUUGCGUCGCAGCAUCACCUCCAUCAUCAUCACAACGGUAUCCGGCAAGCGAGCUCGAUAGCUCCAACGCCAUCAAACGUACAGCCUGGACAGGGUUACACGCGCGAUGCUUACUACCCUGCGGCGAAUGGAAUGACCGAGUUUGGACCUGUAGCCGCCUGUCCAGACAUGAUCGGUCGACAGCAGCAGCAGCAACGUCACUCACCUCCUGGAAGCGUCCCCGGCCAGACGAUGCACUACAGCAGCAGCUUCUACAACCAGACGCCACCGUGGCGCGAAGGCAAUGGGGACACCCCGUACACUGCGCUAGAUUCGGGCAUCUUCGACGACUUUGGCGGGGCGACCGUUGCGUAGGAUCGUUUUUCGGAAGAUCGGUUGUUUUAGGUUUAAAAAGGUUUAAACACGACAGACACACAAACACACGGUGAUACAAGCGAGCAAGUGUUUUAAAAAGCAAUUCUAGACGUACAAUAACUCUGUAGGAUAGGCUUCAAAUCACGUUGUUUUUAUGCGAGGGGGUGGCGAUAGAAUCGCGAUUGUUUUUUAGUCACUGUAGUCACAAAGCAAUGGCGAUUUUAUCCCCAAAACGUAGUUAUCGGUCGUAGUUGUCAGGCAUGUUUCGUUUGUUCAAUCGUUUGCAUCGAUUUACAACCACGCUGGAACGAAUUACGAGCAGCAGUACCUUUUCUGUUGUGAUUGUUUGUUGUUUUGUUUUUCUUCUUAGAUUCAUUUUGUCUUUGUUUUCUCUUAUUCUUAAUAUUUUUACAUGUUUUCUCUUACGUUUUUAUCAUUUCUGAUGUUCCCCAAUGAUUUUCAUGUUUUUAGACACUUCUUCUAGAAUCUUACGCAGACUUUGAUGUUUAUUUUCAUAUAAUUUUUCAUAACUCACUAUUCACUUUCACUUCACCACUUGUAAUUCCUUCCAGAAUGGUUGUCUUUUUCGUAGCAAUAAACUUUUUUAUAAAACUUUUAUAUUCUGUUGAGUAAACAACUUAUUUUGCCCCUCUUAGCAGUCACAUUUUGAGCGAGUGAGGCAAAACGAUCUGUUUGCUAUCUUGUGAGGCAUAUUCCUAUAUUUUAACGCAACGAUGGUCUGAUUUAACUAGUCAAGUUAGUGAAAACAAGAUAAAGUAGUCGUACAACAACAAGCCAACAGGGAGUUAAAAUGCAGACGAUUUUGGCAUGACAUUUACACCAGUUUGGUGUAAAUCUCUGCUUAAAAAUCGACUAAUACUGGACCGAUUUGAUACAUUAAAAGGCGUUAAUUUUGCUGCUUCAAAUCGAUCCCUUCCUGUUUUGACGGUCCUGUUUGCAACAUUGCCUUCAUGAAAUACAAAGCCAUAUAUAAGUAUAUAUAUAUACAUACAUUAGCAUACACUGGACCAAAACUGGAGAGUUAUAGCGUAAUAAGUGCUCUUCGAUGAAUCAGGUGCCCGCGGGAAACUUUUAUCCAUAUACACGAGUAGGUAAGCAAUAUAUUUUUAACACGUUUUUAGUGAGCGCAGAGUAGAAGGAAAAGAAGUGAAAUAAAUUGAAUAAUAAAAAUAAAACACCGGUUAACGCCAACCAUUACCAAAAUGCAAAAAAAAAACAACACGUUUCGUAUGAAGUGAAAUCUCUCUCGCAUGAUGACCUUAUUAUGGGCUUAUUAUCCUAGCUGUGUCGUUGUUUUUGCUUUCAAUUUUAGGCGAAUAAUUUGUGAACCGUUCUAAUCGGCUGAUGCCAAUCGCAAUGUCACGCGAUUCGUUUUGCGCAUUAACACGCACACACACACACACUUAACUCCACUGUUUCAGCGUGGCCAAGCGAGUCGCCACCCCUCCGUAAAACCCCGGCCACAAAAGCUGGGGUAGUGCCACAAUGUCCAAACAAUGACUUUGAAUCGUCGAUGAAUGGGAAGGAAAUCAAACAUUCA